AUGACAGAUGGCCUCUCCUCAUUGCUCACACUGAAUCUGCUCCUGGGUUUGUCUGUUGCAGAGAAGUUCUCCCUGGAUGGCUCCCCAAGCCCUGUGGUUGGAGUAGUUGGCCAGGAUGUGGUGUUACCCUGCCAGCUGUCACCCCCGGCCCGGCUGCCCAGCAUGGACGUGCUGUGGAGGAAAAUUGAAUCAGGAUUUAUCCCGGUUCAUGAGUACUCAGAUGAGGGUUCCCGGGACCUGCCGGGGGAGAGUUACCAGAACCGGACAGAGCUGUUCCCGCAGGAGUUCAGCCAUGGGAACAUUUCCCUGAAGCUAAAACAGCUCCAAGAGGCAGAUGCUGGGACUUAUCAUUGCUUUGUGAAGAACCCAGAAUGGAGUCAGGAAGCCACCACUGAGCUAGGGAUCGCAGCUGUGGCUCCAGUGUUCAUUGUGGUGCUGGGCCCCCGGGACCAGGGGAUUGGACUGGCCUGUAGAACCACAGGCUGGUUCCCCAAACCUGAACUCCAGUGGGUUGGAAAGAACGGGCAGAACUUGUCGAUGGAGAUUGUGACCAACGUGACUCAGGACAGGGAGAACUUGUAUAGUGUUGUGAGUCAUGUCACUGUCACAGAAGGAGAAGACAAUGGAGACAUCAGCUGCAUAGUGCGGAAUGGCCUGCUGGAGACUGAGCGACAAUCAGCCAUUCACCUCUCAGGUGACAUCUUCCCCCGUGUUUCUCCCUGGCUGGCUGCAUUCUGGGUAUUGUUCACUCUGGUUCUCAUUGCUGCUGGAGCUUGUGCAUAUCUUGGAUACACAGCAAAGCAAAAGGCAUCUAAGAAGAAACUCUCUAAAGAGGAGGCUCUGUUCAUUAAUGAGACUGAGAAGAAGACCUGGGAAUCAGAAUGCCAGGAGCUGCGUGAGAAGCUUGAUGUGCAGAGCAAGGCUUAUGAAUCAGAAUGCCAGGAGCUGCGUGAGAAGCUUGAUGUGCAGAGCAAGGCUUAUGAAUCAGAUUGCCAGGAGCUGCGUGAGAAGCUUGGUAAGAACAUCCACACCCAUUAG
Messenger RNA from Mauremys mutica (yellowpond turtle), 1038 nucleotides. Its product is annotated as butyrophilin subfamily 3 member A2-like. Lineage: Eukaryota; Metazoa; Chordata; Testudines; Geoemydidae. The record is from RefSeq and is a predicted model, not a curated record. The coding region runs from base 1 to 1038 and encodes 345 amino acids. The transcript is spliced from 10 exons.